This is a messenger RNA of Peromyscus californicus insignis, 4012 nucleotides long. RefSeq names its product meiotic double-stranded break formation protein 1 (gene Mei1). NCBI's taxonomy places the organism in Eukaryota, Metazoa, Chordata, Mammalia, Rodentia, Cricetidae. Bases 28 to 3855 code for a protein of 1275 amino acids. Gene Ontology annotation, biological process: meiosis I. The transcript is spliced from 31 exons. The record is from RefSeq and is a predicted model, not a curated record.
CUUGCGCUGCAGAGCCCGAGCCUGGAGAUGGCGGUGGGGCAGAUGACGGCUGCUGACUAUCCCGCAGCGUUUGGGAGGGAUGAAGAAGCGGUGCUGCUCCUCGAGAGGACCCAUCGCCGGCAUGAUCCGCGCUGGCUGCUGCCCGUGUCCCCUCACGUCUGCCUGGCCUGCGCCCUGGAGCUGCUGCCGGAGCCCGGCGUGUCGUUGGUGCGCAAGAAACAUGUGGUGUUCUGCUUCCAAGAUGCUCUCGUGAGACACACCUCCUUGGUCACACAGCUGGUAGCUCAGGACCAGAGAGUCUGCAUCCAUUUCGUACGCGUGCUUUUUGGACUGUUAAGCAGUGUGGAAGACGGGAGUGUAGCAAACCUCUGUAUUGAAGUCCUUAUCCAGCUCACCACCCAGCUGAAGCUGGAGCAGAUCAUCCAUUGCCUAGUGAACGAGUGCCACAGAGAACUGUGUAGCAUGCCCUCCAUGGGAAGCAGCCUGGCCACCAUGACUCUUCUUGGCAAGCUGGUGGAUGCCAUCCCUGGUUUGGCGGAUGAGCUGGUAAUGGAGCACGGCAACUUGAUGGAGCAUCUGUUGAGAGGCUUGGUUUACCCCAACGAGGGAGUGCAGGCUUCCAUCUGUUACCUCUAUGGGAAGCUCUACUCCUCGCCCACAGCGGCUGAGAUGCUUUCAGGCCAUUUCCGAGAGAAGCUGUGUCCCCUCUUCCUCUCCACCCUGGACAAUGCCCAGACCAAGGAGCUGCAGUUCAACUGCCUGGGUUUGCUAAGGCAGUUGCUGAAGUACGAUCUCUUCGUGUCCGUGAUCAUGAACAAGUCUGUGCUGGCGGAGAAUGCUGAGAGCGCAGAGCGGCCAUCAAGAGAGACCUCUCUGCCUCUGGUGCUCAAAAAGUUUCUGCUCUCCAGAGACGAGAUCCUGCAGGUGGCUAGCUCCCACUGUAUAACUGCAGUGCUGAUCCACUCCCCUGCAAAGCAUGCUGUUGCCUUCAUUCAUGCUGACAUCCCAGAGUUCCUCUUCGAGCAUCUUUCAUCCUCCAGCGAAGUGCUUGUGUGGUCCAGCUACAAUUGCUUGAUCCUCCUGGCAGAAGAACCCCUCUUCUUUUCCAAGUGCCACACCGUGUAUGGGAUUGAGGCCGUGGUGAGGAGCCUCCAGGGAAGCCUGCAGAUGACCAACACCGAACUGCAUAAGCAGGGCCUGCUGCUCUUUGCUGAAAUUCUGACUCGGCAGCCAGAGGAGGUCAGGCUGUUCACAAGUUCAGCCAUGUGCAGAGAUGCCAGCCGUGCCCUCCAGGAGGCGGUGAGCAGCCCCGUGUUAGACGUAGCCGCUGAAGCUCUGAGGGCCAUUUCAGCUUUUCUGAGGAAGGACCAUCAGAGCUCUUUACCUGUGCAAUACAGAGCACUUCGGGCCUUGCUUGAAGCCAUGCUGAGUCGAUGUAUGGAGUUUUCCCAGACCCCACUGAACAGGAGGCCCCUGGGCCAUGCUGGCAGUAGAAACUCAGAGAAGGCCACUCUUCGAAAGGGGAAAUUCCUCCUGAGCACUCUGGAGGGGUUUAGGAAUGCCUGCAGGUUGGCUGUGGAAUUCCAAGGUGAGCCUUCCGCCCAGGAGAAUCCCUUCACAGCUCCCAGUGCAGAGAAGGAAGAUACCUUGGAGGCCUUCUCAGAAUUUCUUCUCAGUGCCUGUGACUCCCAGUGUAUUCCUAUGAUGAUGAGGUACUCAGAGGAGGCCACGCAUCCCAGCCUGAUGGAAGUUUUCCUCUCCAUUCUGCACAGCCUCUUUGUCAUCGUUCCCCACAUGAAGGUGAAGUUCUCCAGGAAGCUUGCUGACUCGUCAUUCAUACGACUGACCCUGGAGCUGAAGGCCAGGUUCUGCAGUGGCCAGAGUCACUCAUCCCUAAAUCAGGUGUGUUCCAGUUUCCUCUACUACCUGUGCCUCAGUCUCCUCUCAGCUCCCGAGAAGACAAAACCGCCCUCCCAAGAAGAACUCUCUGCAGUGUCUGAGUUCCUGCAGCAUGGGUUGCCCCAGAUCAGCAGCCGGACCCCAGAAAGCCUUGCCUUCCUGUCAGAUCGCCAGUAUGUGGAGGUCGCCGCACGCCAGAGACAGUAUUGCCUCCUGCUCCUCUUCUACCUGGCUCACAUCCAUGACGACAGGUUUGUCCCCGAGGCCGAGUUAUUUGUGGCCGUGCAGAGCUUCCUUUUGUCUGUGCAGGACCAGGGCGAGCGCCCUCCGCCAGCGGUCUGCAGAGCCUCCAUCUAUCUGCUGGCAAUGUGCCAGGACAAGGACAGUGCCCUGGGUGAGGCUGUGAUCAGUGCAAUUAGAAAAUUCCUAGAGGGCAUCUCAGACCUACACCUGGUCUACACUCACCACCCACUCCUGCUCAGAUUCUUCCUGGUUUAUCCAGGGUUGAUGAGCAGGUUUGGUCAUCGUGCCCUGGAACUUUGGUUUUCUUGGGAAGAGUGCAGCUAUGAGAACCUAGAUGACGACUCGUCUCCUGGACGGACCAUCUUUCCUGCCAACUUAGCAGCCCUGUUCCAGAUGCUCAGAAACACGCCUAGCAUCCUGCUCAUUUUGCUGGACCUCGUUUAUUCCAGUCCCAUGGACACAGCCCGCAAGGUGCUGAUUGUCCUGAGGACCUUCAUUCGGGAGAAUGAAGACAUCGAAGUGGGUGGUCUCAUCCGCGGCCACUUCCUGAUCAUCCUGCAGCGCCUGCUGGUGGAGUAUGGAGCUCCCACCUCCGGAGCCUCGGGGAACCUGCCGCUGCUCCUGAACCUCCUCUCCCUGGUGCAGCUGAGGACUGAGCCGGAGCAAGAAUUGGACAGCAUGGCCAUGAAGCUGCUUCACCAAGUCAGCAAACUGUGUGGGAAGUGCAGCCCUGCAGAUGUGGACAUCCUGCAGCCCUCCUUCAACUUCUUGUACUGGAGUCUUCAUAGGACCACACCCAGUAGCCAGAAAAGAGCUGCUGCUGUACUUCUGAGCAGCACCGCCUUGCUUGAGCUGCUGGAGAAGAUGCUGGCGCUUACCUGGACAGAAGUGGGCUCUCCCAGGACUCCACUGCUCUGCUCUGCCUGGCUGCUCACCGCCUCCUUCUCUGCCCAGCAGCACGAUGGCAAUUUGCAGGUUCAUCAGACGUUAUCUGUGGAACUGAGCCAAGUGUUGAAGGCUCUCAGCUUUCCAAAGAAAAAAUCUGCACUGCUCUCAGCUGCCAUCCUACGAUUCCUGCGGACAGCCCUGCAGCAAAGGUUUUCUUCUGCCUUGGUGGCCUUGGUGCCCUCAGGGGGUCAAUUGAUGUCAACUCCUGAGGACACUGUCCUAGCUCCACUGGGAACAUCACAAGUGCUCUCCCUGCUCAUCGGGCUUCAGAACCUCCUGGUGCAGAAAGACCCUGUGCUAUCUCAAGCCUGUGUUGGCUGUCUGGAAGCCUUGCUUGACUACCUGCAUGCCAGGAGCCCCGACCUUGCACUCCAUGUGGCCUCCCAGCCCUGGAAUCGGUUUUUGCUGUUCACCCUCUUGGAUGCUGGAGAUAAUGCCUUCCUCAGACCUGAGAUAUUAAGACUUAUGACUGUGUUUGUGCAGUACCGGAGCAGCAACGUCCUCUCUCGUGAAGAGAUGGGUCUUAUUUUGCAAGGUGCAGCUUUGACUGACCUGUCAGCUCUCCCAAAUGAUACACUCAAGGCCCUGCAUGGCUUCUUCCUGCAGGUCCAGAAUGUGGGUCUCCUGACUGACCACAACACAAUCCAGACCUUGCAGGCCUCCUUGGAGGGCCUUCCCUCCAGUGCCUUCCCAGCCCAGCCACCCCUUCAAGACAUGCUCUGCCUUGGAGGUGUGUAUGUCUCCCUGUCCCACAUCAGAGGCUGAGCCUUAAGGACAUAAAGGCCCAGACACAGAAAGAAGUGAGACCUGUAGACAAAUUCAGGACAAUUGUUGAUGGAAAAAUGACAAUCUGAGUCCUUCAUCUGGAGCCAUUUUACUCCACUGGAAAUGGAAUCAGGAAAUAAAACAAGGCAUUCACGUU